AUGGAAUCGAUUGAGAACGGUCCGAAGCCCACUACUUUUCCUCUGAAAAAACUUCCAUUUGUAGCGUUAAGACAUGUAAUUCAAGUUAUGGAGAUUGAUGAAAUAGUAAAAACUGCAAUCACCUCGAAAUAUAUGGAAACCAUUGUGAAAAAGUGUUAUAUUCGAAUUGGAAGUACAGAGAUUAGUUUCAACGGCGAAAACACAGUCAUUUUCAUAUAUAAUCCAGAUUUGAUUAUUUGCUGUGGAAACAAAACUUUACUAUUGGAUAAAGGACCAAAUGUAAUGAAAAAAAAUUUCAAGUCAUGGUUCUCUGAAACAUUGACAGUCCUCGAAAGUACCCAAAAAAUAUUGCCCCGAGUUUGCGAUUUGUUUCAUUGUAAUCAAUUCUCAUUGAUCGUAGUCUCAGAAGGUGUAAACUCGACAACCAAUGAGAUAUUGAAAAUUCCCGAAUUCCAAAACUUCAAAAUAAUGUACUUGUAUGGCAUAGAGUUCACAAAGAGAGAGUUGGAUGAUGUGAUAGACAUCCAGAGAGAAGAUCAAGGAUUACACAUUGUUAAAGGCCUAGUUCCUAUAGAUUACAGCCAUCCAAAUGCCUUCAAGUACACCGAUGUCCAUUACUGGGAUGCUCGUUGGAUUCGUCUGGAACAUCUUCUUUCGAUUAAGAACAGCACUGUAAUCACAAUCGGACUCAACAGCCUACUUCCCACCGAUAUCAAUAAAUUUCUCAAAUUCUGGGCGAACGCAGAAUAUGAUAUGUUCAAACACAUGCAUGUUGAUAAUACUAGAAGAGAACCAAUUCGUUUCAAAACUUUGUUCAAAGGACUCGAUGUAUUGCAUGGAUAUCGAUUUGGACGCUGGUGCAAACUAAUCGCAGUGAAAUCACCGGACACUCGAAAAAGACAGAUACUCAGCGUGAAUUGGUCGAAUGAGCGUAUUUACAUGAGUACCUGGGAUAUCAAUGAAAGAGUUCAAGUAAUAGGACAAGAUGAUGAACCGUAUGCUCCAGAAUUCGAAAUUCUGAAAAUGUUAGAACGGAGAAGAGCUUUGAAGAUGGAAUUGAAGACAGUGGGAGAGGAUGAGAUAAGAAAACAAGAACUAAAUGUAGCGAUCGAUCAGAUAACAACUGGAAUUACCUUGAAAGGAGUAACAUUUAGAAACGGAUGGCCAAUUCUCUCUCGAUAA
This is a messenger RNA of Caenorhabditis remanei, 1182 nucleotides long. RefSeq lists its product as uncharacterized. Gene Ontology annotation, biological process: embryo development. Gene Ontology annotation, molecular function: protein binding. Lineage: Eukaryota; Metazoa; Nematoda; Chromadorea; Rhabditida; Rhabditidae. Bases 1 to 1182 code for a protein of 393 amino acids. The record is from RefSeq and is a predicted model, not a curated record. The transcript is spliced from 5 exons.